Molecule: messenger RNA, 2979 nt
Organism: Helicoverpa zea (corn earworm)
Lineage: Eukaryota; Metazoa; Arthropoda; Insecta; Lepidoptera; Noctuidae
Exons: 1
Coding region: 2020-2544 (174 amino acids)
Source: RefSeq, a predicted model, not a curated record
CCACACUUCUCUUAUUUGUACGCCCACCGCACGCACCGCCAUUCACAUCAGCACUUAUGCUAUCACUUCACUUUUGCCAUGCAUACAUACGCCCAUUUCAUUCAAUCAGCCAACUUUCGAUGGAACAUCAACUUGUAUUGAGAAAUAGGGUCGGCACGAUACUGUGAUAAACAACGUCAUCCGAUCAACUCAUUUCAUUUCGAAGAAUUCUAAAUUCCAGAACGUUGAUAUUAAAACAAAACAAAAUGAGUCAUCAAACUCCGAACUUCACACUACACUUUUAGUGCGCAUAAAAAAAAUGCUUAGUCAUUUGCAUAUGACUGAAAUAGGAACUUAGGUGAAAAUAAUUUGCGAAAUAGCGAUAAAAUAUCUAUAAAUGAGCGUAUUUGUCCUAAUGAGGUCAUUACUUAGAUUACGACUUAUCCGGAAUUUAGAAUACUCGUAUGAAUGCAAGAUAAAGUUUAGGGGAUAUAUCAGUUGCUGUACACCUUCGCGACACCUUUUUCACACACGGUCGGUUAGCCCCAUGGUAAGUUAUUAAUUAACUUGUGUUAUGGGUGCUAACACAACUGAUAAACUACAUAUAGCUACAUAUAUACAUAUUGUAACACCCAGACCACGGCCAACAAGCAUGCUCAUCACACAAAUGUCGACCGAACCGGGGAUCGAACCCCCCAUAAUAAUGGUUAAUGGUGGAUAAUAAUGGUUGCUAAAAUUCCUAGUCAAGCGUAUGUAGCUUAGAGUCUGCUGACUGCUUCAAGACAUUAUAUUUUUUUCGUACUGAAGCUAAUGAAACAUUUAUGCAUAUAAGUAAAACAGUUUUGCUAUGUAAUGCUUGAAGUGCGCAGACAAUUGGCUGUAGAUAACAUUUAUCACAUCACGAAUCCUUUAUGACGAAAACAUUAAUUUUAUACUAUAAUUUAAAUGGUGGCGUUGGAUUUUGGUUCCAAUGACAUCGCAGGUAAGAUGACUACAUUACAUGUAAUGUAUGUUCUUAUUAUUGCUUUAGCUUAAUCUGUCGGAAUAUUACUUGAGAAUUCAAGAUUAUUUGUUUAUGAUAGAGGUACACUUAAACGUCACAGAGUUUGGUGAUAAGUGUUUUUUUGUGAUAUGAGUAGAAAAAUAAUGUAAGUCAAAACUUCCGUUGAUAUGAUAAUGGUACUCAUUGAGCAGGCAGGAAUCGUUUAAGUUGCACAACAGUUAGAUUAUUUUAAAAAGAGUCACACAUGAAAGAUCCUAGGGGCAAGUUAGCAAUUUACCACAAUAUAGAUACGGUUUUCAAAUCUAGAAAUAAAAGAGUUGAUCGAAGUUCUGGUGAUUAUAUUGUAUGUAUAAGUACACCAUAAUGUCAUAUUCAUUACGUUAUCGAGGCUGGCGUGAGAGCAUUUAUCACACGAGUGUCACUGCAAUAACACGUGUAGGUCUCAUGGCGUGGCGACUUCGCUCGAUUACUUAUUGAAAAUAGCCGUUUCCACUAGUUCCAUACUGUAAAAUAAAUAAUAUAGGGGGGUAUAUAAAAUAAAUGACAUGGUCGGUCCCGAGGUUUGGUGCACAAAAAGGUGAACAAAACUUUUUAUUCAUCAAGCACUGGCUGUCUUUCCAUUUAUGUUUUUAAAACAAAAACAAUUGCGUCAAGUUGACAUUGCGUUUACAGCAAGGAAAACCAAAAAAUAUUGCUUUGAUUUACUUUUACACGGAAAUUCAUUUAUAUUUAUUAUUUUAAUCAAAACAGUUGUUUGUUGUUCCAUAGCUUUAAAAUGUAACAUUUUUCGAUUUGUUUAGACCCCCAAGUCAUUGACUUGAGAUGAGGGGCACCUUUACAUCGUAACUGGUAAAGUGUUUACUGCUCCGAACGAUUAAAAUACGAAGAGAUAGUUGAAUAUUAUUAUAUUUAUAACUUAGUAACUUGGCAAUUCAAAAACAGUAACAGUUAAAUUCGCUACCGUUAAUUUGGUGUCCGUCAACGAUGUUGAUUUGCAGUCAAAAUGCCCAACUUGCAGUCUACAAAAAAUCUGAAUAAUGGAAAAUGACCCUAGCAAAAAAGAGUCGAAGGGGAAGAGGAUAUUCAAAAAAGCAAUUCGUCGCAAUAGCAAAUCUAACAAUAGCAGUCAGAACUCUGCCUUAGAGCAAGGCAUCGGCGUGACACGAUCAAAGAGCUUCGAAAAUAAAAGACUUUCCAUCGAGAUAAACGACAGUGCGCCGCUACCCACACCCGAUGGCACCAAGGAAAAGGUGGAUGCUGGUCAGAAAAUCAAGCUAGAAGAUAAAUCACAAAACCAGGAAUGUUCCUUGACAAUCCAGGAUCAGCUAACAGACUCGGGCAAAAACAGAAAGGUCGUGGGCAUACAGGACACCAAAGAGACGCCCUCUGGAUCCAAGAGCGCCAAAUUCAUUUCUCCUAAGCUUGAGAUAAAAGAACCGCGCCCUUCAGAAGCAGAAGGAGGCAAAAAGAACCUUAAAAGGGUUGGUUUUCCUGAUGCAUCUCAAAAUGUUGUCAGUUUAAUUCCAAUAGUUAACUCAUUGUGGUCCAAGUUCGUCAUUUGAAACGUUUAUCAAACUAGAUUUUUUUCUAGAUAUUUUCAUGCUGGCUAGGUUGGAAUGCGUGAAUGCGAUUCAGAAUAUCGGUAAUUGAAACCAAUGUGACUUCAUGAUGAUGACGAAAUGAAAAUAAAAUAUUUAAAGUUAUUCGUUGUAAACUAAUCAUGAAUUAAGAGUCAACAAAGUUAUUAGUUGAUACGUGAAAGCAUUAUUAGGGGCUUUUCUGUUUUUAGACAUAAAAAAUUCGGCUUACUUCAUAAUCUCACACUACGAACUUUAUAAUUCUUACAAUAUUUUUUCGGGUUUAUAACAUAACAUUGUACUCAUUCUAAGUAAUACAUUACAGAAAUUGGAAGAGGAGAGCGGAGCCGGCACAAGCGGGGCGAGCACUGGCACGUCGGACACCGAUGCGGACGACAAGGAUCCCAGCAAGGACAAAAA